Molecule: messenger RNA, 1190 nt
Organism: Ricinus communis (castor bean)
Lineage: Eukaryota; Viridiplantae; Streptophyta; Magnoliopsida; Malpighiales; Euphorbiaceae
Product: eukaryotic translation initiation factor 3 subunit G
Exons: 2
Coding region: 107-979 (290 amino acids)
Cellular component (GO): eukaryotic translation initiation factor 3 complex; cytoplasm
Molecular function (GO): RNA binding; translation initiation factor activity
Source: RefSeq, a predicted model, not a curated record
CUUUCACGGGUAGCCACCACCACCACAAACAACAGCAACAAAAUCAAAACUUCACAUCUUCUCAAAAAUAAACCCUAACCCUAAGAUCUCACCGAAUUGAAAAGCCAUGUCAGCUCUAAACCAGAAGCCACUCCGAUGGGGAGAGCUCGAUGAGGACGACGGAGAGGAUUUAGACUUUCUAUUGCCACCAAAGCAAGUAAUUGGGCCCGAUGAUAACGGGAUCAAGAGAGUGAUUGAGUACAAAUUUAACGACGAUGGUAAUAAAAUUAAGAUAACAACAACAACAAGAGUUAGGAAGCUAGCUAAAGCUAGGUUAAGUAAAAGUGCAAUUGAGAGAAGAAACUGGCCUAAGUUUGGUGAUGCUGUUCAUGAAGAUGUUGGUGCUAGACUUACUAUGGUUUCUACUGAAGAGAUCUUGCUUGAAAGGCCCAGAGCUCCUGGUACCAAAAUGGAAGAAACCAAGUUACCAGGUGAUAACUUGGCUCAGUUAGGUAAAGCUGGAGCUGUUCUCAUGGUGUGCAGAACUUGUGGUAAGAAAGGUGACCACUGGACAUCACGAUGCCCCUACAAGGAUCUGGCGGUAUCAACGGAUACCUUCAGUGAUAAACCACCUGCAUCAGAGACUGCUACUGCGGCAUCUGGAACCGCCAAGGCUGCUUAUGUGCCACCAAGCAUGAGAGCAGGUGCUGAGAGAACCAGUGGAUCAGAUAUGAGGCGCAGGAAUGAAGAGAAUUCAGUUCGUGUGACCAACUUAUCAGAGGAUACUAGAGAGCCUGACUUGCUCGAACUAUUCCGUACAUUUGGUCCUGUCAGCCGUGUUUAUGUUGCUAUUGAUCAGAAGACUGGUGUCAGCAGGGGUUUUGGUUUUGUGAACUUUGUAAACAAGGAAGACGCCGAGAGGGCUAUCAACAAGCUCAAUGGAUAUGGUUAUGACAAUUUAAUUCUUCGAGUUGAAUGGGCGACACCAAGAUCAAAUUAGAUUGGUAAUAUUCAAUAUCAGCUGGUGAGCCAGUUUUUGGCUUUCGAUUCGCUUCCCGAGUCUCCUCCUUGUUCUCCUUCAGGAUUUUUGUUGUUUAUAAGGUUACUUAUAUUUAAGAUUGAGCUGAUAGGAUCCCUUUAGGAUUUGAAGAAUGAAUGCUAUUGUUAUUCUUGUUUAUGAUAUUAUUGCUCAUCUUAAUUGGUUUCUGAAA